Acanthoscelides obtectus is the source of this 1843-nucleotide messenger RNA. The record is from the annotation of a GenBank genome assembly. NCBI's taxonomy places the organism in Eukaryota, Metazoa, Arthropoda, Insecta, Coleoptera, Chrysomelidae.
CACGCCGUAAAUUCAAUUCAAAACGGAUGCAGGUUCAUGUUGGGUGUUCAUAUAAUAUUUUGCCCAGUCAGUUGUUUGACUGGAUUUGUUCCACCUUGGACGAAACUUGCUCUCAUUCGAAAGUAGCACAUUUCUACCGACUUUUUGCCGAACGUGGCAACGGUGUUCAACGGCAAGUUAGUGGUGGAUGCGUACACAGAAUUUACAAACAUCUGGUGUUUGUUGUUGUGCACAGUGAAUUUGUUGCGAGUAUUCAAAAUUGUUUUCAGGUUGUUUUAGAGGCAAUUAUAGCAUUGUUAUCAUUGAUAGACAAUUUUCAAAGACAAUGGGACGUCGGAAGUGCAUUCUUUGUGGAGUUAGCAGUGAAAAAACUGAGGCAACCUUCGACAGGUUUCCUAGUGAUAAGAAAAAACAAGAAUAAUGGCGCACUAUCCUCAAUAUUGAGAUAAAUGAUUUACCACUUCAUGCCUUUAUUUGCGCAAAUCAUUUUCACAAAAGUGAUUUAAUAGACGGCAAAAGAACUCAACUAAACCAUUCAGCAGUUCCAUCAGUAGAGCCUUUGAGGCAAACAGAUGAUUCCAGUGAUGAGGAGAAUGAAAUCAAUCUUGCCCAGGAAAUUGCCCUAAGCCAUUCAAAUAGCGAACAACUGGAAAGCAGGGAUCUACCUAGAGAACAAAUAAAGUCACCAGAAAUGGUAUGUGAAUACAGUUUUCCUGAACAUGAUCGAACAACAGAUAGUAUCACCCUAUCAGCUUUGCUGUCAGGCACCCAGUCAUUAUCUGAAUCCGCUACAUUAAGUGCUUCACAAUCACGUACUGGAAGUAUCCCAGUGACACCACAGUCCCGUACCCAUGCCUCAGAAUUAGAUAUGAUGAUUUUAAACACAUUCAUAGAAGCAAAAGCUGACAAUGAGGAAGAUAACCUCAAAGAAAAUGAUAGUGAUGGUGAACCUCCACGGAAAAGAAUGAAAACAAAACCUAUUCGAUACUUCGGCGAUAUACGUUAUACUGAUUUGGAAAACCCACUUAAAAGGCCAAUUUGCUGGAAAGUCAUUCAAAACACGUAUAAGAAACAAAGAAAGACAAUUGACUGUUUACGAGCCAAAACAAGAAGACAAGCAAACAAAAUUUGGUCUCUUCAAGCAUUGACAAACCAUUUGAAGCGAAUAAAUAUGAUAUCGGAGAAUGCUCAACACAUGCUUGAAUGGCUCCAUUGCAGAAGACAUUUUCAACAAAAUUCAAAGAGGCCGAAAAAAAGAAAAAUAUAGUGCAGAACUGCGUCGCUAAAUGGCUAAAAUGGCUAUCAGAGUCUACAGAGUACGCUAAAUCCCCAAGUAUACCGUUAUGUAUAAAACGAUUUAUAAUCCAACUUAAGCUCCACAAUAAAUGUAGUCUCAAAAUCUUCCUAAACAAUAUUUCAUACAGGGUUAACAGACUAUUGUACAAUAUGCAAUACUCGAAAGACUGAAUCUUUAGGCCAUCUCCUCUUGGAAUGUCCAUUAUACAAUCCAUUGAGAGAGCAUAUUCUGUCAGAUCGUUUGAACCAAAUCUGUGUCUUUGCUUGCCUAAAUAAAACGAAUGAGUUGAAUUUAUGAUACAAACUUUUUAAAUACUUUAGGGAACUAUUUAAGCUAAGAUCUUUCUUAAGGAAUGAAUAGUUUUUUUGUGCCUUCAAUAUUAAGACAGAAUAUUUAAAUUGAUGCGUCAAUUAUUUAUUCUUUUUCUGUUUGUUUAUAUAUUUUUUUAUAUACAACUUUUGAUCAUGGUUACUAUCAUUUUCUUACUAUUUUUUUUGUAUUCAUACUCUGGACAGGAAAUUUUCUACUCAAUUCUUAUUAUUUACA